Diaporthe amygdali is the source of this 1098-nucleotide messenger RNA. RefSeq lists its product as uncharacterized. The coding region runs from base 1 to 1098 and encodes 365 amino acids. Lineage: Eukaryota; Fungi; Ascomycota; Sordariomycetes; Diaporthales; Diaporthaceae. The record is from RefSeq and is a predicted model, not a curated record. The transcript has 2 exons.
AUGUCGAGCAGCCAGAGGUCUCACAAGGGCAAGGAGAGGUCCGACGAUUAUGCGCAGUCUUUGGCAUCACUCAGCUUGAGUGACUGCUAUGACGACCCCCUUGCACCCCGUACCGACUAUGCUGCGACGUACUCAGAUGCGCAAGACACACAGUAUGCGCAAUACCCUGCCGACAACUACUACAGCUAUAGCACGCAGAGUUCUGCGCACGCUGCCGCACCGUCAUCGGCGGCGUAUGGAAGUACUGCAAACUAUGACAGCUCCUACCAGACCACCUCUGGAACCAGUUCGACAGGAUACGGGUAUCCAAACGCAUCUACUAGCACCGCAAAUUACGGCAGCUAUGCAGGAUACGACACCACGUAUGACACCACGUACGACACCACGUCCAUGACAGGCAGCUCCGCGCCCUCAUAUGCGGAAAGCUCGACGGGUGGGUGGAGCUCGACGGCGUCGACUGCGCCUUCGUCUGCGCCUUCGUCUGCUCCCUCGGCACGCAGCCACCGCACCGACGUGAACAACACAAUCCAUCGACAAGGUCCACCGAGCGAGCGAUAUCAGCUGCCAUGCGAAUUGCGGAACCUGACGGGUUGCCCAAGUGUGUUCCACGGCGACGAGACACAGGCCUGGAUGGACCACCAUGAGGAGCACCUCCAGGGGAGGUUCCCGUCCAAGCUGAGAUGCUGGUUCUGCAUCGACCACCGCUUCGAAGCGCGAGAGACCUCCAGCGGGGAUAACCGCUCCAACUUCAUCAUGCGGAUGCAGCACAUUCGCGACCACCUCGUGCACGAUAACUACCGCCCCGAGCACAUGCAGAUUGACGGCCACUUCGUCAACCAUCUCCGGGACCGGGGGAUCAUCGACAGCCACACAUACGACAGUAUAAUGAGACCUCAGACACUGCCGGCAAUACCGGGGCAGAGCCGCAGCCAACACAGCCAACACCGGAGCAGCCACAGAAGCCACCACCGCCUGGAACAGGUCGCAGAGGAGGUCGGCAGCAGCAGCAGCCGGCCCCACCGGUCGGAGCAUCACCGGGAACGCGACCGUGAACGCGGGUCACACUCCCACUCCCACAAGAAGGGUUCCCGGAGGUAA